Messenger RNA from Peronospora matthiolae, 621 nucleotides. NCBI's taxonomy places the organism in Eukaryota, Oomycota, Peronosporomycetes, Peronosporales, Peronosporaceae. The record is from the annotation of a GenBank genome assembly.
AUGAAUAUGUUGGAUGAUGAAGAUGACCAAAGCUUUCACGCUACGCGUGACGGCUACUCCCAUUUGAGCGAUGUCGAAUGGGAUGCGGUUGAACGAAUGGGUUCGACCAUGGGCAUCCAUGCUGUUAGCGUCAUGCUAGAGGCUCUCAAUAGAGAUGCCCAACAUGCUACUAUCGCCAAGUUCAUUCAAAAUGAACUUGACGCAGAACGCGAGAAAGUAGCCUUGCUUCACCAACAAGGUUCUCAACAAGCAGAGUUGUUGAGAGAACAAGGUGCUCAACAGUUUGAACUGUUGAGACAGCAGCAAGCUGCUGCUGGCGGGUCGAUGCACUCGCGUCGACCCGAGACUUUGAAGAUUGACAUCUCAAAGGCGCGUCGCAUCGACGACGGGGAUAUGCAAGUUGCAUUUGCCCAGUCAAAUCUGGCAGGACGUGCCAAGACUUGGGCACUGGGGCUCAAGCUGCACGACCCAUACGCGUUUGGGUCGUUGGAAGUCUUCAAGUCGCGGCUCAGACAAACGUUUGAACCGCCUAGAGCUGAGUUCAGGGCUCGAACCGAACUCUUGAAGCUCAAGCAGGGGUCUUGCGGAUGGUCCCGUCAAGACUCACCUGUUCCGGCUUGA